UUUUUUUUCUUUGAGGUGUACAGGAAGUUGUACCCUCUUCGCUCUCUCUGCGAAAAGGAAACUUGUGUGUGGCGGUGGUGUGUCUGAGUGGUUCCGAUCGGUGGAAAAAUGGCAGAUACGGUUGCACUUUUCACUUCCAUUGGGCUCAGUGAGCAGAAAGCGAAAGAAACGCUGAAAAAUGAAGCGCUGAGUUGUGCCUUGAAGGACGCAAUUGUUCAGGCCCAGCGAGUCCGUGGGGCAUCAGGAGUAGACAAAGCCAUGGGCACGUUGCUGUACAGUAUGGCAUCUCGCCUUAAAGACACCAACCGCCUGGCUUUCCUUUCAGACUGCAUAGUUCAGUGCAAACUCACCACAGAGCUACAGCUGGCAGCUGCACUUGACUUUGUGAAGAGUCAUCCUCAGGACCCCAUCAACCAGAGGGAGUUUGAAGAAGCAUGCGGAGUGGGCGUGGUCAUAACACCGGAGCAAAUUGAGGAUGGAGUGGAAUCGGUGAUCAAGAAGCACAAGGAACAGCUGUUAAAGGAGAGGUACCACUUCAACAUGGGACUGCUGAUGGGAGAGGCACGCUCGGCCCUUAAAUGGGCUGAUGGAAAGGUCGUCAAAAAUGAGGUGGACAUGCAGGUCCUACACCUCUUAGGACCCAAGACCGAGGCUGACCUGGAAAAGAAACCUAAGCCCCAGAAAGCUAAAGUCGCAGAGAAUGAGGUAAAGGCAAAGAAAGAGGAGGUGGCAGUGAAUGGCGAGGCAAUGACUGGGGAGGGAAAGUCACUCAUGGAGCAGCUCAGAGGAGAAGCACUGAAGUUCCAUAAACCAGGAGAGAACUAUAAAACUGAGGGCUAUGUGGUCACACCAAAAACAAUGGACUUGCUUAAAAAGCACAUGGAGAUCAUUGGUGGACAGAUACGUACUCGUUUUCCUCCUGAGCCCAACGGUAUCCUUCACAUUGGACACGCCAAAGCUAUCAACUUUAAUUUUGGUUAUGCAAAGGCAAACAAUGGAAUUUGUUUCUUGAGGUAUGAUGACACCAAUCCAGAGAAAGAGGAGGAGAAAUACUUCACUGGGAUCAAGGACAUGGUGGAGUGGCUUGGCUACGAACCUCAUGCUGUCACGCAUGCAUCCGACAACUUUCAGCAACUCUACGACCUCGCUGUGGAUUUAAUUCGCAGGGGUCACGCGUACGUGUGCCACCAGAAAGGGGAGGAACUGAAGGGCCAUAACGUUCCUCCAUCCCCCUGGAGAGACCGACCCAUUGAGGAGUCGCUGGUGUUGUUUGAGAGGAUGAAGAAGGGGCUGUUUGCUGAGGGAGAGGCUACGCUCAGGAUGAAGAUGGUCAUGGAGGACGGGAAGAUGGACCCCGUGGCAUACCGAAUCAAAUACACGCCACACCAUCGGACAGGAGAUGAAUGGUGCAUCUACCCCACUUACGACUACACCCACUGUCUGUGUGACUCCAUUGAAAAUAUCACACACUCCCUCUGUACCAAAGAGUUUCAGGCCAGGCGUUCAUCAUAUUACUGGCUGUGUAACGCUCUGGAUGUGUACUGCCCAGUUCAGUGGGAAUAUGGCCGCUUGAACCUCACCUACACUGUUGUGUCAAAGAGGAAAAUCAUCAGACUGGUAGAGACUGGAGUUGUCAGGGACUGGGACGAUCCCCGACUCUUCACUCUGACUGCUCUGAGGAGAAGAGGUUUCCCAGCAGAGGCAAUUAACAACUUCUGUGCUCGGGUCGGAGUCACAGUUUCCCAGACGACGACAGAGCCCCACCUUCUGGAAUCGUGUGCGAGGGACGUGCUGAACGACACGGCACCCAGAGCCAUGGCUGUGUUGGAACCACUUAAAGUCACCAUAACUAACCUCCCUGAGAACUCAAAGGCAGAAGUACGAGUGCCAGACUUUCCUGCCAACGAGGCCAAGGGCAGCCACACCGUCCCAUUUACACAUACAAUCUACAUUGAACAGAGUGACUUCAGAGAGGUAUUGGAAAAGGGUUACAAGCGUUUGACCCCGGAACAGCCUGUAGGUCUGAGGCACGCUGGGUAUGUCAUCUCUGUCCAGAAGGUCAUCAAGGACACUCAGGGGAAAGUGGUUGAGCUGGAGGUGAGCUGUUGCAAUUCUGAGACCGCAGAGAAACCAAAGGCCUUUAUCCACUGGGUCAGCCAGCCAUUGGUGUGUGAAGUUCGCCUUUAUGAAAGACUAUUCCUGCACAAACAUCCAGAGGAUCCGUCUGAAGUGCCCAAUGGCUUCCUGAGUGACAUCAAUCCUAAUUCCCUGCAUGUGAUCAGCAGUGCCUUAGUGGACACCUCAGUAAAGGGAGCAAAGGUUUUUGACAAAUUCCAGUUUGAGAGAGUCGGCUACUUCUCCCUGGAUCCCAACAGCACUGCAGACAAGCUCGUCUUCAACAGAACAGUCACCCUCAAAGAAGACCCUGGGAAGAUCUAAUUGACAGAGAUCAAGCUGCUUCCCAUGAGCCCACAGAUACAUGUCCAAAUUGUUUGCAUCAAUUAAUGUGUAACAUCAGCAAGGGCACAGACUGCUCAAGUUGAGAUUGACUCCGAAAAGAUACCGUAAUAAUUACAUGUCCAUAUUUUAUUUCAAACUGCAGUUCUCUUUCAUGGAUCUGUCUUGCUAAACUUGGAAUAAUAAUAAUAAUUGCAUUUCUUAAUUGUCGGCUGCGAAAACAAAAUGACUGCAGUAUCACUUUGCGCAAUCUCAACCUUGGCCACUCAGUGUCAGAGUCCUCUUGACUCUUUUUUUCUAUAUCUGCUGCAAUAAUAUUCAAUUACAGUGUUUCUUCUUUGUUGAGUGGAUGCAACUCUGAUCACUGCUCAACAAGGACGACGUGUAUGUUAUAGUAAUAUUGGCUUGACACUGGUGUUACACAGGAGGUGCUCUCAAAUGGCAUGCGUGACUUUCUUACAAAGGCGCUAGAUCCUCGCCAAACCAUAAUGUGUUUUUUAGACUCAGAGGGGUGAACGUGUGUCAUUUUGACACGUGGCAAGAAUAAAAACUAUAAAAUAAAAAUACAGCAAUGUC
This is a messenger RNA of Etheostoma spectabile (orangethroat darter), 3033 nucleotides long. It is a transcript of the gene qars1, whose product is annotated as glutaminyl-tRNA synthetase 1. The record is from RefSeq and is a predicted model, not a curated record. NCBI's taxonomy places the organism in Eukaryota, Metazoa, Chordata, Actinopteri, Perciformes, Percidae. Bases 109 to 2439 code for a protein of 776 amino acids. Gene Ontology annotation, molecular function: ATP binding; glutamine-tRNA ligase activity. The transcript has 23 exons. Gene Ontology annotation, cellular component: cytoplasm; aminoacyl-tRNA synthetase multienzyme complex; cytosol. Gene Ontology annotation, biological process: glutaminyl-tRNA aminoacylation; translation.